CAGGCCUGGUGAAGCUUGGGGUUCACUGUGUAACAAGUAAAAAAGUAGCAAUUAAGAUAAUCAACCGAGAAAAACUUAGCGAGUCGGUGUUAAUGAAGGUGGAACGAGAAAUAGCAAUUAUGAAAUUAAUAGACCACCCACAUGUAUUAGGUUUAUCGGAUGUUUACGAAAAUAAAAAAUAUUUAUAUUUAGUUUUGGAACACGUUUCCGGCGGCGAAUUAUUCGAUUAUUUAGUUAAGAAAGGUAGGUUAACUCCGAAAGAGGCUCGGAGGUUCUUUCGACAGAUCAUCUCAGCCCUCGAUUUCUGCCACAGCCACUCGAUAUGUCACAGAGACCUGAAGCCCGAAAACCUCCUCUUGGAUGAAAAAAAUAAUAUAAAAAUUGCAGACUUCGGAAUGGCGUCGUUACAGCCAGGAGGAAGUAUGCUGGAAACGAGUUGCGGUUCGCCUCACUACGCAUGUCCGGAAGUCAUAAGGGGAGAAAAAUAUGACGGGCGAAGGGCAGAUGUCUGGUCAUGCGGCGUCAUCCUUUAUGCCCUCCUAGUUGGCGCCUUGCCUUUUGAUGAUGACAACCUAAGGCAACUUUUAGAGAAGGUCAAGAGAGGGGUGUUUCACAUCCCGCAUUUUGUUCCGCCCGACUGUCAGAACCUCCUCAGGGGUAUGAUAGAAGUCAACCCAGAGAAACGACUAACGUUAUCAGACAUCAACAGGCACCCUUGGGUGACAGCGGGCGGUAAAGGGGAACUGGAACUUGAACUACCAAUGAUGGAAGUCGUCCAGACACACAUCAUACCCUCAGUUGCUGAUAUGGAUACUGAUGUACUUCAGGCAAUAACCUCCUUAGGCUGUUUUAAAGAACGGGACAGACUCAUACAAGAGCUCCUCAACCCUAACCAUAAUACUGAAAAAGUAAUUUAUUUCCUCCUUCUUGAGAGAAAAAGGAGAAGACCAGCAUUGGAGGAUGAAGCUGAGCAGGUAGUAGCGAGGGUGCGAGCUGAAUCAUCAGAUCCACCAAGGAAAAGAGUAGAUACUUGCCUCAAUGGUGCUAAAUCCCUCCAGUACGCCCAGAUAUCAGAAGGCUCGCCAAUAACACCAAGGCGGCAACAAGGGCACCAAAACAGGCGAGGAAGUAACUCAUCAAGUAACUCCAACUCAUCAAUUUCACUCCAACCCCCAUCUCCUACUGGAAUGCAAAUACCUCAAAGGGCAUCUUCAAGCAGCCAUCAGACAAACCAUGCAGGAUCGCCACUACACAGCCCUAGGCCUGUCAGUGUUGCCGCUCCUCCCGUCCUUCAAACUGUCAAUAGUACAGUUAUUCCACCACCUUCGCCUAUUCACCUGAGACCACCGCAGGCGCAAGAACCCAUAGAGCCUCCUACAAUAAGCAUUGCUGGUACACAUGUUCUUGUUCCCCCGGGAUCACCUCACACUUCAAAUCAUUGGAGGACAAGGUUAACAACUAUCAAAAACAGCUUUCUAGGGUCUCCUCGAUUCCAUCGAAGAAAGCUACAAGCAUCCUCCGAAGAAGUUGGACUCACCCCUGAGUCAUCACCUGAACUUACUAAGAAAUCGUGGUUUGGAAGCCUCAUGACGUCCGAAAAGGAUGAGACACUGACAGUAUUGGUGAAAGGAAAACCGCUAGCAUCCGUGAAGGCAGACCUAAUACACGCCUUUCUUUCGAUAGCUGAGCUAAGCCACAGUGUGUCGAGCCCAAUGUCUUUCAGAGUGGAGUAUCGACGGGGUGCCACAGGAGCAGCUAUGUUUCAGAGGCAAGUCAGGUUCCAGGUUGAUAUAUCUUCAGUCUCAAAGCCUAAUUCUCCUAAGGAAUACCUCUAUGCAGUUACAUUCACUCUUUUAUCUGGAAACAUCAGAAGGUUUAGAAGGGUAUGUGAACAUAUUCAGUCCCAAAUUUGUUCAAGAAGACCCCCUUCUUCACCAAGGGCUACACGGAAAUUUGCAACAGAUCUGUCUGAAAGUAGCAGUUGCGGAAGUGAUACUUCAGACCGUCUCUCACCAUACCCAACCAAUAGGGGAGAGUCUGACAUCGAGUCAGAAACUUGUUUAUUUGAGAUGAAAAGUAUGGGAAGAGAAAAUGGCAGAAGGAGAAGUAGUUCAGUAGUAACAAACAACAAUAAUAAUAACAACAAUGGAGCUGAAGAAAAGUCUAGUCCAGAUGUCGUUCCUCCCCUUCCAAUCAGAUCAACGUCUGAAAGAUCGUCCGUAACACAGCAACUCCCUUGA
Messenger RNA from Nezara viridula (southern green stink bug), 2240 nucleotides. NCBI's taxonomy places the organism in Eukaryota, Metazoa, Arthropoda, Insecta, Hemiptera, Pentatomidae. The record is from the annotation of a GenBank genome assembly.